Molecule: messenger RNA, 1356 nt
Organism: Peronospora farinosa
Lineage: Eukaryota; Oomycota; Peronosporomycetes; Peronosporales; Peronosporaceae
Source: the annotation of a GenBank genome assembly
AUGGAUUCCCCCAGCAAGUCGGACAAAUUCGUGCAAGAAGACCCACUCACAAUUGAGCGUGAUGGUAUGCCACCCGAGAUCUGGGACGAUAUGGUCAAGAACGAGCGGUUCAUCUACUUGUCACUCAUAUUUCUCAAUGGAUCCGUGCUUUGGGCCUUUUACUCGUGCCUCAGUGCUCAAAACUUUUACACGGUCGAGUUUCCAGACUCCGGACUCGACUUUUCCUUCUUGACAACGCUAUGCACGGCUUGGCCAAUGGUCUUAGGUCAGGGCCUUCAAAUGGUCUUUGGGCUCGACAAAAAGUAUAGUCCACGCCUACGGGUGCAUGUCGGCUACUGCAUCUUUAUGCUCAUGGCCAUUCUCAUCAUGGUCUUCAGUGCCAUCAAUUUCUCUAGUCAGAAGACCGGUGGAAUCCUCGUCCUCAUCUGCUUCGGCUGCAUCGGGUUUGGUAACUCGCUGUCUGAAGCCACGUACUACACAUUUGCCGCUCUAUUUCCAAUCGAGAAAUUCACAAACGGCGUGCAGAUUGGUAAUUCCUGCGCUGGAAUUCUCAAUAUCACCGUGGCCACAGUGCUGCGGCUUGCAGUUGGAGGCGUGAACUUGACCAGCAGCUCCACGAAACUGAGCUUUUAUCUGUUCUUUAGUCUAUUGGUCAUUGUGCUGAUAUGUGCUGUCCUACUGUACCGCUACUUGACGAAUUUACCGUCGGUCAAAUUCCUCAUGGAUCGCAACGAAAACUGGGCCAAGGAAGAGCAGCUGGCAAGCCAAUCGGUUGGUGAUACACUGAAGAACCUAAGCCGCAUCUUUGGCAUCAUCCGGGUGCCUGCGAUCACGCAGUUUCUCGUCUUCUUCGUGUCGCUCUCCGUCUUUCCAGGUUUUGGUUGCGCGGCGUCGCGGAAUCUGUACCCGCCGUUCACUGACGAAGCCCACGACCUCACAGCUACAUGGUAUUGUUCUCCAGGCAUCAUUGGCAGCUACAAUUACGGCGAUUUCAUCGGUCGCAUCUUGUGUACGACUGCAGUGUACCGCAUAGUGACGAUGGAGUGGGCGUUCAGCCUGUCGGUGCUCCGCAUCGCCUUUAUCCCGCUGCUACUUAUGGGCGUAGCCGGCACGUCGUUCUAUGCGUUCCCGUUUGGCAGCAUGAGUGCAUUGGCUUUUAAUAUUGUGCUUAAUGUAUGCAUUGGUAUUUCGACAGGUUUACUGUCGACUGUUACAAUGGGCGUGGCACCUCGUAUGUUGCAACCUGAGGAUCGUGAAUCAGGUGGAGCCAUCAUGGUAUUUUUUCUAUUUCUAGGGAUUUCCACGGGUUCCACUUUUGGGUUUCUUGUUAGUGAUAAUGGAUGGCUUGGUCUAUAG